GAGGGGGGGGGUCCUGGGAGCAGGAGCGAGCGGCGUCGGCGUCGGUCAUGGCAGCGUCGGAGGCCGGGCGGGUGCUGGUCUACGGCGGCAGGGGCGCGCUGGGCGCCCGCUGCGUGCAAGCCUUCCGCGCCAAGCAGUGGUGGGUGGCCAGCAUUGACUUAACAGAGAACGAAGAAGCCAGUGCCAACAUCGUUGUGAAAAUGAGCGAUUCCUUUGUGGAGCAAGCUGAGCAGGUGACCGAAGACGUCGGGAAGCUGUUGGGAGAAAAGAAGGUGGACGCCAUCCUUUGCGUAGCCGGUGGAUGGGCUGGAGGCAGCGCCAAAGCUAAAUCUUUAUACAAAAACAGUGACCUGAUGUGGAAGCAGAGCGUCUGGACAUCCACCAUCUCCAGCCACUUGGCUACAAAACACCUGAAGGAAGGCGGCUUGCUGACCCUGACGGGGGCGAAAGCAGCAUUAGCGGGGACGCCAGGAAUGAUUGGCUACGGCAUGGCCAAAGGAGCCGUCCAUCAGCUGUGUCAGAGCUUGUCUGGUGCGAACAGUGGCCUGCCCUCAGGAUCUACGGUAGUGGCCAUUCUCCCGGUUACCUUGGAUACCCCGAUGAACCGGAAAUCUAUGCCUGACGCAGACUUCAGUUCCUGGACACCUUUAGAUUUCGUUGCGGACACCUUUUAUGACUGGGCCACUGGGAAGAACCGGCCGGGCUCGGGGAGUCUGAUCCAGGUGGAAACCAGUGGAGGAAAGACGGAGCUUACAGCUGCCCAUCUCUGAACUGGAACAGUUUGUGUUUCUGCAGCCGCCUACGGCAAAGUCAUUGAGAGUCUUAGCAAGAGUGUGUCUCUGUCUGUGUCGCCUGUGUGGUUGUCACGUCCUGCCAAUUAAAAGAUCUCUCUGAUGGAGCAAGGCCUGAGAUCCUGUUUCUGUUGUUAGCCAUGAGCCUGUUGCACCAAAUUGCCCCCAAAAUACAAUAUGUUUUGUACUGAAAUCAGUGUGGAAAAUGUCGAGUCUCACUAGUGGCCAAUGUGGCAUCGUGGUUACAGGAUUGGACUUAGGACCUGGGACAACCAGAUUUGAAUCCCUGCUCUACCUUGGAAGCUCAGGGACAAGCCUUGGGCUUGUCCCAAUAUCACUGACUAGCCUACCUUACAAGGCUGUUGUGAAAAAAAGGUGGAGAGGGGGCAAUGUGGUUGUAAGCCAUUUCAAGUCCCAGUUAGAGGGAAAUUGGGAUAUACGUUAAAGAAAUAAUUUUACAGCAUUUUCUGCAAAAUUCUUUUUAGCUUUAAGAAAUCAAAUAGUGGCGUUAAUGGGUAAAAACUGUGCUUUGGUUGAUCUGCCUUUGAGAGAUGCUGCCAUAUUUCUGUGAUUCUUUUUUAUGCAGAUGAUCUUUUUGUUUGGUGUCAUUAAUAAAUGUUAACAGGAAGCAAAAA
Sphaerodactylus townsendi is the source of this 1426-nucleotide messenger RNA. It is a transcript of the gene QDPR, whose product is annotated as quinoid dihydropteridine reductase. Lineage: Eukaryota; Metazoa; Chordata; Lepidosauria; Squamata; Sphaerodactylidae. Gene Ontology annotation, biological process: L-phenylalanine catabolic process; tetrahydrobiopterin biosynthetic process. The record is from RefSeq and is a predicted model, not a curated record. The coding region runs from base 48 to 770 and encodes 240 amino acids. Gene Ontology annotation, molecular function: NADPH binding; 6,7-dihydropteridine reductase activity; NADH binding. The transcript is spliced from 7 exons. Gene Ontology annotation, cellular component: cytoplasm.